UUGAAACAUCGUGGUUGUACUCAGCUUGUCAGCAGCUAGUUAGUGCACCUUUAGCUAGCCUUGUAAGUGUAACACAUUUUGUAGUUUUCUGUCAAAAGGAAGAAACUCGACAUGAUCCGUUAGCUUUUAACCAGCUCGCUAACACUAACAAACAUGCUGACGUCCGUCGCCUGUUCGUGUGUGCGAAACGGGAGGAAAAUAUCGCUUCCUGCUGCCAGGCUGUGCACAUUUUCAACCUUUAGGAAGUCAUCAGAACCGCUAACUCUAACAGGCAGACGGGAUGUGUCACAGCACCCUUUAUCCUUAUCCAGGCUUCUCACACACACUCCCUGGCAUCCUAGGCCCGUGUGUCUGUCAGCCCCCUCCCGAGGAGACGCGGGCCCACUGGACUCCCCCUCUGAACCACUUGAGUGGGAAAACUUCGGCUCUCUGUCUACCGACAUGGCCUCCAGGAGGUCGUUCAGGAAAAGCAGCCCAGGCCUCCGGGACCUGCAGUACCGGGAAGACGGAACCGGGAACGAAGAAGAGCGAGAAGACGCCGGUAAACCUCAGAGGAGGCUCGUGAGGAGAAAUACACCGUACUGGUACUUCUUACAAUGCAAAAAGCUCAUCAAAGAGAACAAGCUACAGGAGGCUCUGGAUGUGUUCAGCAGAGACAUGCUGCAGGGAGAGAGGCUGCAGCCGGAGGAGUACAACUACACGGUCCUGAUAGGAGGCUUUGGACGAGCUGGACAGCUGAAAAAAGCCUUCAAACUCUACAAUGAUAUGAAGAAGCGCGGUCUCACUGCUAACGAUGCAACCUACACGGCGCUCUUCAACGCCUGCGCCGAGUCGCCUUCAAAACAGGCUGGCCUGCAGCAAGCGCUGAAGCUAGAGCAAGAGCUCCGUCGCAAAAACUACCCUCUCAGCACAAUCACGUACCACGCUCUUCUGAAGGCGCACGCCGUCACCAACCACCUUCAGGCCUGCAUUUAUACGCUCAGGGAGAUGCUGGAGAAUGGUCAUGCUGUAACUCAGGAGACAUUUCACUACCUGCUGAUGGGCUGCUUGAAGGAGAAAGAGGCAGGAUUCAGGCUGGCGUUACAGGUGUGGCGCCAGAUGCUGCGGUCAGGGAUUCGUCCUGACUCGCACAACUAUACCCUGCUCCUGAGAACUGCCAGAGAUUGUGGACUUGGCGAUCCUGCCUUGGCCACUGCUGUUCUGCUGGGGACUGACUGUGAGGGUCAGAAAGGGAGCAAGGAUGCGUCGGAGUCCAGGUGCAAGGCUGUGAUAGACAUCGACCUACUUGAGAGACAGUUAUUCCAGCCUGAGCAGAAGGAAGACAGCAGUGAGACGCGACUCAGACAUGACUCAGCCCAUCUGAUCCCGGUCAGGCAAACAGUAAAUGCCCGAUUACCCGGAGAGUUAGUCGCCAACUCCUCUGCUCCUAACCUACUAGAACUUUUUGAGGGUAAAAGAGGUGCUGUGGUCUCCCUUGGCACUGUAGAUAAAAUGUCAGACAGGCUCGCCCUCAUCGGUGGAGCUAAAGGUUUUCUAGAGAGGAUGGAAGCUAACGGACUCAGUCCAAACCUCAGGACUCUGACCCUACUGGCCAACACGAUGGAGCCAGGCUACCAGUCUCUGCAGGUGUUGUUGAAGGUCGCCAAACGGCAUCAAGUGAAGCUUGAUGUCGCGUUCUUCAACUCUGUGAUUCACAGAUCAGCGCGAGCCGGGGACUUGGACGAGGCAAAGGCUGUGCUGAGUGUAAUGAGACAGCGCAAUGUAAAUGUGGAUCUGCAGACAUUUGGGUGCCUUGCAUUAGCCUGUGACCAACAGAAAGACGGCCUUCAGUUGCUGAAAGACAUAGAGGAAGCAGGACUGAGGCCUAACGUCCACGUGUUCUCUGCUCUGAUUGGCCGAGCGAGUCGCAAACUGGAUUACGUCUACCUAAGAACAAUCCUUAAAACCAUGAGUGACAUGAAAGUCUGGCCUAAUGAGGUCAUCAUCAGACAGCUGGAGUUUGCUGCACAAUAUCCUCCCAACUAUGACCAGUACAAAUCCAGAAACAACUAUCUGGUCCAAAUUGACGGUUUCCGUGGUUACUACCAGCAGUGGCUCAAGCACAUGCCUGCUCAGAGCGCUGAGGAGGAGCAGGGAGCGCUGCAGUCCCAGACAGAUGCUGCAGAGCUGAGAACAGAGGCUGCAGAUGGGCUGACGGAGGCCCAGAGGAACCACAGAGCAGCAGCCAGGAGGUGUCAUACUCGCAACAGGGACAGGAAGAGCAGCAGCACAUCCGCUGUAUGACUGAACUCCAGGAGAUCAUCACGACCACUCUUUUACCUGCUGCUUGUUCUGUAAUAAACUUUAUAACCCUGGAUGGACUUGGAUCAAAAUAGUGGCUCGGGUUGCGUUAUUCUUGAAAAACAGUGAUGUCAUUGUGAUUUAUGUUGCAGUUUCCAGUUUUUUGGCUUGUUUAUUGAAAAAUAAAACUUCUUCAUAUCCAU
Molecule: messenger RNA, 2483 nt
Organism: Neolamprologus brichardi
Lineage: Eukaryota; Metazoa; Chordata; Actinopteri; Cichliformes; Cichlidae
Gene: ptcd1
Product: pentatricopeptide repeat domain 1
Biological process (GO): tRNA 3'-end processing
Cellular component (GO): mitochondrial matrix
Molecular function (GO): tRNA binding; protein binding
Source: RefSeq, a predicted model, not a curated record